This is a messenger RNA of Microcebus murinus (gray mouse lemur), 6945 nucleotides long. Lineage: Eukaryota; Metazoa; Chordata; Mammalia; Primates; Cheirogaleidae. The record is from RefSeq and is a predicted model, not a curated record.
CACAGACUGGGGUGGUGGGUGUGGGGCUAAUGUGGGAGGGCUCAGGUGGUAAUGGUGGCCAGGUUCCUAACAGGCCACGAACCUGGUGUUGGAGCCGCAGCUCUGUUGUAUGCUUGGCAUAUGGCAGAGGCAAGGUUGUGACAUUUAAGUUGAGAACUAAAAUGUCAGGUGUUAGCCAGCUGAAAAGUAGAUGUCCAGGUGAUGGGCACAGGAUAUGCAAAGGCCCUGAGAUCAUAGUAGCAUAGAGCCUAAGAAACAGGAAGGGAGGGAUGGUGAGGUAGGAGAAUUGCAAGAGAAGGAGACAGCAGCUUGAGGUAAGCCUGGAUUAAUAGGUAGAAAACCUGACCACACAGGUCUUGAGGACAUGUUAAGGAUUUUGAAGUGAUUGUAAGUAAUUUGGAAGAUAUUACAGGUAUUCAGUAAGAUAGGAAUCAUUUUGAUAUGGAGAGAAUAAAUUGGAGGCGAUCAAGAGGGACUUGAGAGGUAGGGGGCUUUUGUUAAUAUUGUUAUCAUCAUUAAUAGCUAGUGUUUAUUAUUUGUUUGCUGUAGGCCAAGAACUGUGCUAAACCCUUUUCCCUCCUCAUCUCAUGUAAACUCCACAACAUCCCAGUGAAGUGGUGUUAUCCCUGUUUUAUAGACAAGGGAACUGAGAUACAGCAAGGUUAAGCAACUUGGCCAAGGUCGUAGGGCUAGUAAGUGGCAGCUGAGGUUUGAACCCGGACAGUGUAACAUUGUAAAUCCUGAGCUGUUAGCCACUGGGCCCAUGGUUUUUAAUGCAUGAAGUGGUGGGCCAUUAGUGAGACUUGGAAUUAAAUGGAUCACAACUGGUAUUCUUUUUAAAAUUUAAAUGGAGUAGUAAAUAUCCUUAUUACAUGGAAAGUACUCUGAUAAAAUAUUCAUAAGUGAAACUUGAUUUCACUUUUUAUUUUAUGUAACUAUGUACAUUUGUGAGCUUGUGAGCUGUUACAAAAGGCUAAGCAGCAUUUGUCCAGGCAGGAGCUGAUGAUGGCUGGGGUUAGAACUGUGCCAGUACAUAUGGGGAGAAGAGGACCUCAGCAUUAAGAGGCAGAGGUGGCAGGACUCAGUGAGAGAUUGAAUGUGGGAGCCCCAGAUAGCAUCGAUUGUGGGGCACGCUGCACUCAGUCCACUUGAGAUGGGCUCUUCUUGGAGGGGUUCUUCUUGGUGGCUGUUUUACCACCUGAUUCUCUAGUUUCUCCCAGCUGCAGCUCAUAGGACCUGGGGUUGGCAUCUUGCCCGAGAGCAGCCAGUCUGUAAGCUGGCUGUGAACCCAUGAGGUGAUCUGUUACUGAAAACUGCCUAAAUGGAUGUUGAGCCAAGAAUAAAGGUUCUCUCUGGAAUUGGAGGUUGAUGACAGUUAGAAGCAUGCUUUCCACUGAACUUCCUUGGAUACCAUUUGUUACUCAGAAUGUCUCUGAGUGAGAACUCGGUUUUUGCCUAUGAGUCUUCGGUGCACAGCACCAACGUCUUGCUCAGCCUCAAUGACCAGAGGAAGAAGGACGUGCUGUGCGACGUCACCGUCUUCGUGGAGGGUCAGCGAUUCCGCGCCCACCGGUCCGUGCUGGCCGCAUGCAGCAGCUACUUCCACUCGAGAAUCGUAGGCCAGGCCGACGCGGAGCUUAACAUCACUCUGCCAGAAGAGGUGACAGUUAAAGGAUUUGAACCUUUAAUUCAGUUUGCCUACACUGCUAAACUGAUUUUAAGUAAAGACAAUGUGGAUGAAGUGUGCAAGUGUGUGGAAUUUUUAAGUGUGCAUAAUAUUGAGGAAUCCUGCUUUCAGUUUCUCAAAUUUAAGUUUUUGGACUCCACUGCAGACCAGCGAGAAUGCCCAAGAAAAAAAUGCUUUCCAUCACACUGUCAGAAAACGGACCUUAAAUUUUCACUUUUGGACCAGAAGGAUCUAGAAAUUGAUGAAGUGGAGGAAUUUCUGGAAAAUAAAAAUGUUCAGACUCCUCAGUGUAAACUCCGCAGGCCUCAAGGAAAUGCAAAAGCAUCACCGCCUCUACAGGACAGUGCCAGUCAAACGUACGAAUCCAUGUGCUUAGAAAGGGACGCUGCUCUCGCUUUGCCAUCUUUAUGCCCCAAAUACAGGAAAUUCCAGAAAGCAUUUGGAACUGACAGAGUCCGCACUGUAGAAUCCACUGUCAAAGACACUCAUGCUUCUGUGCAGCCAAAUGAGACAUCUGAAAGUGAAUGCCUGGGAGGGGCCCAGGAGUGUGCAGAUUUGCAGGUGGUUUUAAAAUGUGAAGAAAGUAAAUUGGCAAUGGAACCUGAAGAAACAAAGAAGAAAGAUCCUGCUUCUCAUGGCCCAACUGAAAAAACAGAAGUGACUCCUUUCCCUUACAGUUCUUCCUCAGACCCUCACGGACUGUAUUCUCUGUCUCUUUUACACACAUACGACCAGUAUGGUGACUUGAAUUUUACUGGUAUGCAAAGCACAGCAGUGUUAACAGAAAAGCCUUUGUCAGGUCCAGAUGUUCAAGAAGAUAAAACGUUUGGCGAAAGUCAAGGUUUACAUCUGAAAUCUGACUCGGGCCCCAGGGAAGAUAGUAGCCUUGCCUCAAGCGAUCGGAGCAGUGUGGAACGAGAAGUGGCAGAACACCUCGCGAAAGGCUUCUGGAGUGACAUUUGCAGCACGGACUCCCCUUGUCAAACACAGUUGUCACCUGCCGUGGCCAAAGAUGGCUCAGAACAGGUCUACUCACAGAAACGGUCUGAGUGUCCCUGGUUGGGGAUCAGGAUCAGUGAGAGCCCAGAACCAGGUCAGAGGACUUUUACAACACUGAGUUCUGUCAACUGCCCUUUUAUAAGUACUCUGAGUACCGAAGGCUGUUCAAGCAAUUUGGAAAUUGGAAACGAUGAUUAUGUUUCGGAACCCCAGCAGGAGCCUUGUCCGUAUGCUUGUGUCAUUAGCUUGGGAGAUGACUCGGAGACGGACACAGAAGGAGACAGUGAGUCCUGUUCAGCCAGAGAACAAGAAUGUGAGGUAAAACUACCAUUCAAUGCACAACGGAUAAUUUCACUCUCUCGAAAUGAUUUUCAGUCCUUAUUGAAAAUGCACAAGCUGACUCCGGAACAACUGGAUUGUAUCCAUGAUAUUCGAAGAAGAAGUAAAAACAGAAUUGCUGCACAGCGCUGUCGCAAGAGAAAACUUGACUGCAUACAGAACCUUGAAUCAGAAAUAGAGAAACUGCAACAUGAAAAGGAGAGCUUGUUGAAGGAAAGAGACCACAUUUUGUCAACUCUGGGUGAGACAAAGCAGAAUCUAACUGGACUUUGCCAGCAAGUCUGUAAAGAAGCAGCUCUAAGUCAAGAACAAAUACAGAUACUCGCCAAGUACUCAGCCUCAGAUUGCCCACUUUCAUUUUUAAUUUCUGAAAAAGAAAAGAGUACUCCUGAGGGUAAAGUUGCUUUACCAUCGAUUUUUAGUCUGUCUAAUGGGCCUCCAGCUGUGCUGCCCCCCAGCACGAGAGGAGACGGUGAGUCCAGCUGUGCACAGAGGCACGAGUCACAACUGACGUCCACAGCCACCUCUGAGCAAGCUGGGCUUGUGCAACAGUGUCGUCAGAGUGGUGGGAUCUCAGAUUUCUGCCAGCAGAUGACUGAUAAAUGUACUACUGAUGAGUAAACUUGCGUUCACUUUCUUCACACUAAUUUUCUACUGAAGUUUUGGCAUUGUCUUGAAAGCUAAUAUUGCCAUCUGCUGUUUAACGAUAUUGUUUUUUGCCCUAGUAGUUUGCCAUAAGGGAAUGUCUCUUAAGUCAACCCUGAUUUGUCCCUGAUUUCCACAAGAGACACAGAAGUGAUUUUGCCUCCUGGAUACUGAAAAUCACACGUGAAAAUGUAGCAAGCCUUUAAAACUUAUGUCUCAAAGAAUAAUAACUAUUUGUAAUAACUUCCCAAUAUUCAAGAUAGAUAUGAAAGUGAAAACUGCAACACAUCAAAUAGCAGUUUAACAGCUCGAAAUGUCAGCAGGUAGUUCUUACUAAAGAAGUGGCCUGCAGAAGUUUAAUAAUCUGGCCUUUUAUUGCAAUAUACUGGUUUAUAAGAAAAUUUCUUCCCAAGCAAUGCUAAUAGUGUUCUAUUCUACAAAGAAAUGGGGUGUCAGCUACUGGGACUAUUUGUGUAGAGCUUCAGUGUGAAACAUAGGUCAUCUUGUCUGAAUCCUAGAGCUUUGCCCUUUGGCUCCUACUAAAACCAGAGGUAGGUUGGACGUCAUUGUGACUUUUAAACUACGUUUGGAAGAUUAGUAAAUAGACAGGUGGUUGGGCUAAGGUGAGGGCUUCUGCUCCUCCUCAGUAUGAAAUUCUGGUUGCAUGAACAGUAGAUGAGAGUCACUUUUCCCUCUUUUUUUCUCUCUUCAGUCUGCUACAUUUGGGCUGAUCAUGAACUUUGCAUUUCUUGAUGUUCUUGUCCUUUUGGAAGAGGAAUAGGACUCAGGGUUCAGUGGCAUGAGUGAAGGCACUGGCAGCAUUGUCUUAGGCUCCCAGAAUCCGGGACAGCUUAUCGACACACAAGGCUGUUCACUCUUCCAGCAUAGGUCACCAGUGCCACAGAGCCAGGAGUCGGGGGGAAACAAAAUUUCCUACAUCCGCCAGGAGUGCAGUUCAUUUUUCAUCCUGUUUUUGAAGUCCUAUGGUUUACUUGUAAAAAGCAUUAUUAUAGAUAAAAAUUUGUCUACAACAACUCUGCAGGUUUGUAAAAUAGGAUGAAACUCAACCUUGUUCUGGUGUGGGUUUGCAUUUGGAAACCAGGUUAAUCCUUUCUCUCUUCCCCAAAUCUGGUAUGGUAUGGCACAGCAAUCAUUUUGACUUGGGCAUUUAAAAAUCAGUCUUUGUGUUUAUUCGAUCCUGUUAUAAAAUAGAUGUAUAAUUUGAGCUCCUAUCCUAUAGCAUUUUGCAAUGCUUUUAGCAUUCUGGAGUUACAGGCUUGUUUGAGAGUCAAAUGAAAGCUAUGGAUUUUCUCAGCACUUAAAAAAAAUGCAUAUAUUCACAUGAACAGAAACAUUUUCAGAACCCAAUUUAAAAGGGUACCAGGAAGUAGUUUAUAGUGCUUGGAAUAAAAAGUAUUUCAUUUCACCAGUUUCAAACACCUGAAAGAGAUACUUCUAUAGACUACAUCCUGGGCCUAGUGAGGGCCUGUCUAGCUGAUGUGGGUGACAACCACCCGCUGUGUUUGAAUGAGUCUGAAGAAAUCAGGCCUUGGCCGUGAGUGUAUGUCAGGGUCAGCCUUCAUGUCUCAGACUCAUUUGUCAGAUGUUACCCUUUUUGAUCACAAUGUGCGGGGAGGAUAUUGCUAGUGUAUUUUCAGUGGCUAGUGUGUUAUCUUUGUUAUUGACUUACUUGUAAGAGAAAACUAGUUGGGCUUGUUUAUUUUCUAGUGACUUUCAUAAGUACACUAAAUUUGUCAGGGAGAAUGAUAAUUCUAUGAUAAUGCAUCCCAUACUCCAAAAGAAUUGCGUGUGUAUACAUAUAUCUCCCCAUGUAGCUAUUUCCUUAAUAUUUGUAAUUUUAAAUUUCAACUUCACAAUAUAAAAUAAUAUAAAAACUUUUCUGGUUUACAAAGUGUAAAAUCUUAUACAAGCCAAUGGAAUCCUUGAUUUCCUACCUCAGUGUACACUCAACUGUUUGUCAUAUCAGUUUGUGUAUGUGCAAAUGUCAGAUAAUCUUUUGCGUUAAUUGCUACUGUAAAUAUUGGCUUUUUAUUUUGUGAUAAAACCUAGCUGUCUUCAGAGCUUCAGUAUAAUUUUUAAGGCGCUUGGUUUAAAUUUCUCUCUAUAAACAGUUUAGCAUUAAGGGUUUAUUUUAAUGAUAUUGGAUUAUUGGCCAACUGUAAUAUUUCUUAAAAUUUAGCAUUAAUUUUACUAGCCAGCAUAUAAUACAAGUAACUACACUACCUCAUACCUAUGUGAUUUUCAAGUUGUAAUACAGAUGGACAGAUAAAAAAGAUUUUAUCUUUGUUUUUUGACCAUAAGGUGGGGAAGUUUUCUAUAUAUUGCAUAGCAUUACACAUUUAUGCUUAUUUUAACCUUAACUUCUAAAGAAGUUUUUUAUAAGAAAAUUUGUUUCAAAGCAAUAUAUUUUUUUUGAGGCUGCCGAAGACAAAUGACAGGAUUAUGUGUAUACAGUGUAUGCCUUUUCCUUCAUGCAGAGUCUUGAAAAUGUUUUCAGUUUGUAUAUCACAUAUUUACAUGAUCAUUGUUCUUUAUUUUAUGAACUGGUCUUCUCAAUGCUUGAUGAUUUUUAAAAAGCUGUUAUGUCUAAUUCAGUAAAAUAUCAUUACCUUAAAUUUUUUUAUUUGAAUCCUGUAACAAUAGCAAAUCAUUUGUUAAAUUGUUAUAUUCAAAACAAAUGUGGGUGUAAUCUUGGUUCUCCAUUUGUAAGUUUUAUAACAAUUUAUAGCUUAUUGCUUAACCAAUUUCAAAUAAGGAAGUAAAUAUAUUUGAUGCAGUAGACGAUACAGGUUGCAUGUGGACACUCAGCCACAUUAACAACUUGGAAAGAAAAGAAAUGGCAAUGUUAUAAUGAAUUCUCAGGUGAAAAUUUUUCAGUUAUGAAACAUCUAUUUUGAAUUUGUAAAUAUUUUAAAUGUUUUAUUAAGGCAUGUAAUAAACUAUUCUUUGAAACUUGUUGGGUAGGAUGAAAAUUUAAAGCCAUAGUGGUAAAAGGUGGCAUACUGAUUGUAAAAGAAACAAAUAAUUACAUUGGUUUUUUGUACCUUUCAUAAUGAUUUUCUAACAAUGCAAUAAAACCACUAAACUUAUAUAUCCAUAUCCUAUUAAAACCAUGUUUCAUUAAAAGUACACUUUCGUAGUAUUUAAUUUACAUUUUCUUCCUAAUGUGCUUGCCCAAAUGUAGCAAAACUAUAAAUGUUAGAUGUUGGUGAUAAAUUGACAGCUAAAUAAAAUUCUUUAAAAUUGCUUCUAAU